Molecule: messenger RNA, 1446 nt
Organism: Durotheca rogersii
Lineage: Eukaryota; Fungi; Ascomycota; Sordariomycetes; Xylariales; Xylariaceae
Product: glycosyltransferase family 4 protein
Exons: 2
Coding region: 1-1446 (481 amino acids)
Biological process (GO): GPI anchor biosynthetic process
Cellular component (GO): glycosylphosphatidylinositol-N-acetylglucosaminyltransferase (GPI-GnT) complex
Molecular function (GO): phosphatidylinositol N-acetylglucosaminyltransferase activity
Source: RefSeq, a predicted model, not a curated record
AUGCCGCGCCGCACCUACAACAUCGCUAUGGUUAGCGAUUUCUUCUUUCCCCAGCCUGGGGGUAUCGAAAGCCACAUCUACCAGCUCGCAUCCAAGUUGAUUGACCGCGGCCACAAGGUGAUCGUUAUCACCCAUGCCUACGACGAUCGCAAGGGCAUCCGCUACCUUACCAACGGCAUCAAGGUCUUCCACGUCCCCUUCGCGGUCAUAUAUCGCUCAGCCACUUUUCCCACCGUCUUCUCCUUCUUCCCGCUUUUCCGUAAUAUCAUCAUCCGGGAACGUAUCGAGAUUGUCCAUGGCCACGCGAGCUUGAGUAGCCUGUGUCAGGAGGCCAUGCUCCAUGCUAGAACGAUGGGAUUGCGAACGGUCUUCACCGACCACUCGCUAUUUGGCUUCGCCGACGCGGCGAGCAUCCUGACGAAUAAGCUGUUGAAGUUUACUCUGAGCGACGUGGACCAUGUCGUCUGCGUUAGUAAUACAUGCAAGGAGAAUACGGUCUUGAGGGCAUCUCUGGAUCCUCUCAUGGUAUCUGUCAUACCAAAUGCUGUUGUCUCCGAUAACUUCAGACCUCUUCCACGUCCCGACCCGAGUACGAUGGCAUUCGUCCAGCACCCCUUGCCCGCACACCCUCUCGGCCCUAACGACACCCUCACGAUCGUAGUGAUUAGUCGUCUUUUUUACAACAAAGGGACAGACCUCCUCACCGCAGCCAUACCCAGAAUCCUCGAGAACCACCCCAACACGCGAUUCAUCAUUGCCGGGUCGGGGCCUAAAGCCAUCGAAUUAGAACAGAUGAUUGAACAGAACGUCUUGCAAGACAAGGUGGAAAUGUUAGGGCCUGUGCGACACGAGAACGUGAGAGAUGUCAUGGUGAGAGGGCAUAUCUAUCUGCACCCUAGCUUGACCGAAGCCUUCGGUACCGUCAUCGUCGAAGCCGCAAGCUGUGGUCUCUAUGUCGUGUGUACAGCAGUUGGAGGGAUCCCCGAAGUCCUACCGUCCCAUAUGACUGUGUUUGCGAAGCCCGAAGAGGACGACCUAGUUGCCGCGACCGGAAGAGCUAUUGCGGCCCUCCGGGCGAACAGGGUUCGGACGGAAAAGUUUCACGAGCAGGUGAAGUCUAUGUACUCGUGGACUAAUGUCGCGAAGCGGACCGACCGUAUCUACCGAGGCAUAUCCGGCGAUAUCAGCGAGGCGGAAUUCUACGGCUUUGAUGUUGGUCAUGACCGGCACUGGCGCGCUACGCGAGGGCGCAACUUCGCCCUCAUCGACAGACUAAAACGCUACUACGGCUGCGGGGUGUGGGCUGGGAAGCUGUUUUGCCUAUGCGUGAUCAUCGACUACUUGAUAUUCGUGCUCUGCGAGUGGUUCUGGCCGAGGGACCAGAUCGAUAUCGCCCGAGACUGGCCACGGAAACAGAUAAACAGUGAUGACGACGACGAUCACUAA